GACGAAAUCGGGGCGCUCCCCGGGCGAGACGUCCAGAAAAUGAGGGUCGUCGGGCCCUGGCUCGUCCUGGCGCUCUUAGGCUGGAGCCACUGCAGCGGUUUUAACGCCCGGGAACCGCAGACGGAAGUUCCUUCUCCGAAAAACGUUACUGUAAAAUUAUAUAACGACAACAUCUCUGUAUACUGGGAUUAUGGAAGCCCAUCCUUAAAACCUUUAUUUACAGUGCAGAUCAAGUGCUACGGCACUGGUGUUUACAAGGAAAUUGAUACUUGCAUUAACAUAAAGCAACAUUAUUGUGAUCUUACCAACAAAACUGAUAACUGUGAAACUUUCUGGGUAGGAGUGAAAGCUGUUUCUGGACAACACCAAUCUGAAUACGUUGAACAAAAAUUUGACAUUCUCAGGGAUGGCCGAAUAGGACCUCCAAAGUUCAAUCUUUCCAUUGAUAAUCAGGAUAUUGUAGUCAAUAUUGAACCGCCUUUAUUUCCAUAUGGUGACCUAAUUGAGGAGUUUACCUACAAAUUGUUCAUUUGGAAAAGGGAAAACCCAGAAGAGCGACAAGAGAUUAUCUCAGAGGACUGGUAUCUUGACUCAUCCACUUUACCUCUGUCUGUUUCUUUGGAUACCUCUUACUGUAUUUCCAUUCAAGUCUUUUCACCGACACUAACAAAGGUUGGUGAAGAAUCAGAAGAAAAAUGCAUCUCACCAACUCCCAAGUCCCGCCUAGGUUUUACCCUAUUUUUAUGUUUUGGAAUUAUUGCCUUGGUUACUCUGGCAAUCAUUCUUGUCGUAGUCUUUAUAAAAUGUCGGGAGAGAAGAAUUACGCUUCCAAAAUCUCUGGUGGCUGUGGUAAGAAACCAAGUCAGCAAUGCCGAAUUUAAGUCAGAAUGCAAAUAUGACACUAUAACAUCAACAUCCUACAAGCCAAUGGUAACGUGUGAAGAUGAAAAACCAGUAGAGAAAUUAGAUGUCGCUGAGAAGGUAAAUAUCGCUGAUCCCAAUUAUAGCAAAGAAGUAGAUAUCGAUGAUUCCCAAGGAAUCCAAAGAGCAAGGAGCAUCCAAGAGGAUAUGGCUGUAGAAAUCUCUGAAAAUGAACAGAUUCAUGAAGACAAUGUCACAGAUUACUCUAAAUCGAUCACUGGCCAAGACACAUGUCCUGAUCUUCAAAAUCCGGAUCUUCCCAGAGCAGAUGUCCAAAAACCCACUGUCCUAAGGUGCUCAAUAAAACCAUCUGGGUAUGACAAACCCCACUGGGUAGACCUAAGUUCUGGAGAAGAAUUCUGAUGACCCUCCAAAAAUUGGAAAAACCGUUUUUCCUAUGAAAGAGCAUUAUUGGAAACUUCAUCAGAAGCAUCCACAGCCAUGCUUGUGAGCACUUUAAUCCUUGCAGUACAGUGGGACUUCAUAUAGCUUGAUGGUAUAAAACCUGACAUGAGCACUUGUAGAUGUCGAAGAACUGAACUGAAGCUACACUCCUAUAGAUACUUGGUAAAAAUAAGUCUUAUUGCAUUCACUCCAUUUUGAAUAGAUAUUCGUAAGAUUCUAAUAGAAUGGUUUCAUGAUAUGCCAAGAAGCUACUUUGAUAUCCUUUUAUUAAGGAGCCGGUAUUUUUUAAAUAUGUUAAGACUAUAAGUCCUAUAAUUCUUUCCUAGUGGCCUUGAUGAUUGUGUCCUGGAAUAACUGGAGAGCACUAUUCUGCCCUUUGUUCUCAGAGCAAUUAUUUUUCUCCUGCCAAAAGUAUAAAGACGGUUAAAGAUAGAGGGAUUAAUUGACAAGAGACUGGGAAUAUUAGAAAUGUAGUUUACUAUAUGUAGUAAGGGCAGUUUGUGCAGUUGGCUUUUUGCUGAUGGGAGAAAAAUACAAAGAG
Messenger RNA from Protobothrops mucrosquamatus (brown spotted pit viper), 1867 nucleotides. It is a transcript of the gene IFNGR1, whose product is annotated as interferon gamma receptor 1. The record is from RefSeq and is a predicted model, not a curated record. Lineage: Eukaryota; Metazoa; Chordata; Lepidosauria; Squamata; Viperidae. Bases 40 to 1284 code for a protein of 414 amino acids. Gene Ontology annotation, molecular function: protein binding. The transcript has 7 exons.